Rotaria sp. Silwood1 is the source of this 492-nucleotide messenger RNA. The record is from the annotation of a GenBank genome assembly. Lineage: Eukaryota; Metazoa; Rotifera; Eurotatoria; Philodinida; Philodinidae.
AUGUCUAAACUAGAAUCACUUCCAAACGAAAUAUUAACUGAUAUUCUUGAGAAAUACACCAAUGGAGUUGAUCUACUUCGAAUUUUCAGUUUUCAACUCAAUCAACGUUUUGAUACAUUGAUUACUCAAUGUCAACGAGUUCGUUUUGAUUUUAUUCAAUGCCAAAAAGAUGAUUUUCGUUUUUGCAUGGAACUUGUACCAGCCUAUCUUGACAAAAUAGAAGAAUUAGCCAUAUCAGAACAAGACACACCAGGUCAAGUUAAUGCUUUUCUAUCUUUGUUUCCAUCAUUUGAAUUAUUUAAACAACUUCGAACACUUUAUAUUCAUUUUGACGACGAUGCUAUUGAUUGGCGAAUUAUUGAAAGAGCUCUUAAUUCAUUAUCACAAACGGCUAUUGAAACUUUAUCAAUCAAAUCGAUGAACACAGAUAUUUUUAACGGUAAAUUAUUUUUUAUUGAUCGUCAACAAGAAAAAAAAAUAACACCAAGUUAG